GCCCCCAGCCACUCCGCUGGCGAAGCGACAUUGACGCCUCCUUCACCCGGGGGGGCUUCCGCCUGGCCAACGACUCCCUGGUGGUACCGGCCUCGGGGAUGUAUUUCGUCUACUUCCAGGCCUCCUUCCUGGGGGCCGCCUGCCCCGCCGGGGACGCCCGUCUCAUCCUGGCCCACCGCGUGCUGCUCUUCUCCGACAACUACCGCCGCGACGUCCCCCUCUUGAGCGCCCACAAAGUGGCCUGCCCCGGGGGGGCCCCCUGGUACCGCUCCCUGCGCCAGGGGGCGGCCUUCGCCCUGCAGGAGGGGGACCGGCUGUUCACGGAGACGGAGGGGGAGACGCAUCUCUGUCCGGACCGGGGCUCUCUGUCUUUUGGGGCGUUUGCUCUGUGACCAGGCAAGGGUCCCCUUUUGCUUUGGGGGGGGUCCUUCUGCGCUGAGGGCAUGGAGAGGCUGUUCAGAGGGGCCUUGAAUGAUUGGGAGGGUGUCAC
Pelodiscus sinensis (Chinese soft-shelled turtle) is the source of this 490-nucleotide messenger RNA. Lineage: Eukaryota; Metazoa; Chordata; Testudines; Trionychidae. The record is from RefSeq and is a predicted model, not a curated record.